This is a messenger RNA of Gregarina niphandrodes, 597 nucleotides long. RefSeq names its product integrase core domain protein. Gene Ontology annotation, molecular function: nucleic acid binding. Gene Ontology annotation, biological process: DNA integration. The transcript has a single exon. Lineage: Eukaryota; Apicomplexa; Conoidasida; Eugregarinorida; Gregarinidae. The coding region runs from base 1 to 597 and encodes 198 amino acids. The record is from RefSeq and is a predicted model, not a curated record.
AUGAAAUCAGUUCGAGAUUAUUUAAGUUCAUGCCUGACCUGUCAGAGACGUCGAAGUGGCAAAGAAAGAUUUCAAGGCUUCUCUAGACAUUUUCCUCUUGGACAAGUACUCGAAUCGGUUCACAUCGAUUUCUGGGAACCAACGGUUGGAGACACCAAGAUCAUGACUAUGAUCGAUAGGACCUCACGGUGGGCUGAGGCAGCAAUAGUUAAAGAUAAGACAGCGAAGACCGUGGUGUCUACCUUCAUCAAAGUAUGGGUUUCGCGAUAUGGUGUUCCACGUCAGAUUAUAUCUGACAAUGACAAGGCCUUCCAAGGACUAAUGAUGGGAGAAUUAGCGAGGUUACUUGGAAGUGACCUUGUAGCAAUCACGCCACAUCACCCUGAAGGAAACAGUCCGGUUGAAUCAUUCCAUAGACAUCUCAGGAAACAUCAUCACCGUGUAUUACAGAAUGAACUUUUAGUUGCAGAAGAAGGCUUGGCGCUUACUCUAUAUCUGUACCGACGAGUUACCACACGUCGCUGGAAGACACCCCCGGGCAUUGGCUUUUUGGUGUGCCAGUUACUACACCUGAAGAAAGAGAAAUCUAUGAUUUGA